UUGCAACUAUAUAGUCGAAAGACGGCCGAAGAGGGCUGAUGUGUCACUUGCCAUGGCCGCCGUCUUGUCAGUGAUUGGCCAUGUUGAUGAGAGUAUUGAGCAGCGUGCUUCCUUGCUCGCGGCUUUGAAAGCCAAGUUGGACGAUGGCAAACGCCCGCAGCGCCAGUUGGUGGAAGAUGAGCAGCCCUCGCUGUUGAUGCUUGCUGAGGAUUCUGGUGAAGCAGAAGCACAAGAAAGGGUGCCUCCAGCACCAGCAGCGCCUGCGCCGCCAGUCAUUGACGUGGACGAAGAGGACCCAACCCCGACUGACGGGGCUGGCGAUCCCUUUUCAGAUGUCAUGGCGCAACUUGAUAGAGGCUUGGACGCCCGCCAGCAAAUGAUUGAUGCGCUUAAGGCGCAGCUCAACAAGUCUGUUGCCGGCCCAAAGUCCAAGCCAGCAAUGUCGAUCCAAAAGGCAGUGUCGAAGCCGGCUGCAGUGAGCUUGCACAGUUCCUUGCUGACGGGCAUCCCGCCUUCUCCACCUGCGCUGGCCAAUGCGCUCGCUGCAACCGGUUUACCGCCAGGCCAACCUGGUUUGCAACCCGGGAUGGUUCCGCCGAUUCUUCCUUCGGCUCCAAUGACACCGGCCACACUGUGUGCGGUGACACCAUGUGCGGUGGCACCAAUGGGGAGUAUAUCGCCAAUAGCAGGAGAGCCACCUGCAAAGCGCAUCAGACGAGAAGGUGUUCCUUUGCCACUGCGAGCUCUUCAAGCGCAGGAUUUCACAGCCAAACAAGCAGAGCAAGCUGCGCUCGCAGCAAGGAAAGCACAAAUGCUGAGGAGCCUGGGUGCGGACAUAGCCUCACAAACGCCAGCAGAACUUCAGGCAGGACCAGGACAGCCAUCUAUUCCAGAGCCACCGCCAGGAGCCUCACCUGAAGAGUUCGAAGCUUACCGCCAAGAAUGCUGGCGUCAGUACUAUCAAUGGUGCAAGGUUUGGCAGAAAUACUACGACCAAAGCAAAGGCAAGAGCCAAGGGCUCCAAGCACCUGGAGGAACUCCUGGCGCCGGACAUCAGGCACAUGGCAAGGGUACUUCCAAGGGGAAGCGGCCAGAGUGGGCUGGACAGGCAGCUCAGGCCCCACGGCAUUCCUUGGAAGACGACAUUCAUAGCCAGUUGCUGGGGCUCUGAGAUCAUGAGACAAGAUGCAAAGAGCGAGAGAAAAAGGAGACGCCGGCCUAUUGAGAACCCCAUUGAUCAGCCACAGCACGUCUUUAAAC
Messenger RNA from Durusdinium trenchii, 1260 nucleotides. The record is from the annotation of a GenBank genome assembly. Lineage: Eukaryota; Dinophyceae; Suessiales; Symbiodiniaceae.